Molecule: messenger RNA, 1307 nt
Organism: Hypanus sabinus (Atlantic stingray)
Lineage: Eukaryota; Metazoa; Chordata; Chondrichthyes; Myliobatiformes; Dasyatidae
Product: quinone oxidoreductase-like protein 2
Exons: 10
Coding region: 54-1169 (371 amino acids)
Cellular component (GO): mitochondrion
Molecular function (GO): oxidoreductase activity
Source: RefSeq, a predicted model, not a curated record
AUGUCCCCGCCCAGUGAGCUGCCAAUCACAGCUGGAUUCGCUACGUCAACGUGAUGGAGCGAGUAGCGGCGGUCGGUGUGGGUUCCUUGCUGCGGGCUGUGCGGCGGAAUGUGAGCAGGAGGAAUAAUUUAUUGAGGCAUAAUCCCAGACUGGCUGAAAUUGGUACCAGCAGUGCUGCAGAUUCAAAGGAUUCCUACUUAGCAGUGCAGUGUACUGACCUGAAGAGGCCAUUAGAGAUCCAGCGAUUGCCUUCAGUUGCCCUCAAACCGACUGAGGUGCGAGUGGAUAUUCAUUGCUGUGGUGUGAACUUUGCUGACAUUUUGAUAUGCCGGGGACUGUAUCAGCAUCGACCACGGCUCCCCUUCACUCCAGGAAUGGAGUUCGCAGGGUCAGUGACAGAAGUUGGUACAAAUGUCACAGGGGUUUCCAAGGGAGACCGAGUGAUAGGCGUGAGUUCCAUUGGAGCGAUGGCAGAACAGUGUAUUGUUGACCAUAAGGUAUUGUGGCUGAUUGAUGAGACUAUAUCGUUUGAAAUGGCAAGCGUGUUACCAGUUUCAUACGGCACUGCAAUCCUGGCUCUGCAGCACCGAGCAAACACACAGCCAGGGGAGACUGUUCUGGUGACAGCGGCCGCUGGCGCAGCAGGACUUGCUGCUGUGGACAUUGCAUCUCGUAUCCUGAAUGCCAAGGUCAUUGCUGCAGCAGGAACAGAUGAGAAGAGUGAACUAGCAUUGCAAAGAGGUGCUGUAGCAGCCAUCAAUUAUACCACACAGAGCCUGAAAGAGGAGGUGAAAAAACUGACUGGAAAUAAAGGAGUAGAUGUGGUUUUUGACGCUGUGGGAGGAGAUGUAUUCAAGGAAGCUUUCAGCAGCUUAUCCUGGGAAGGCAGAAUUGUGGUGGUCGGUUUUGCUGGGGGAAAUAUAUCAACCAUACCAGCUAAUCAACUGCUGCUAAAGAAUGUGACAGCCAUGGGUGUUUUCUGGGGAAAAUAUAAAGAUCAGCAUUACCCAGUCUUCUCCAGGUCCAUUACAUCUGCAAUUCAAUUCUGCAAAGAGGGAAGAAUCAGUCCUUAUAUUGGUUCAGUCUUUAAAAUGCAACAGGUAAAUGAAGCUUUCCAACACGUGUUGCAGCGCAAGUCCAUUGGGAAGGUCAUCCUAAACAUGAAAUGAACUGAAGAAAAAUAUCCAGAGAAAAGCUGGACUAUAAACAUAGUAUACUGGUCGCAUUUUGAAAUAGUAAAAAUAAUUGUAUAUGCUGUAACUCAUUUGCACUAAUAGAAAUUCUUGUUUUAAAAAAAUACAAAAGUA